Ictalurus punctatus (channel catfish) is the source of this 1626-nucleotide messenger RNA. RefSeq names its product cathepsin D (gene ctsd). The record is from RefSeq and is marked provisional. NCBI's taxonomy places the organism in Eukaryota, Metazoa, Chordata, Actinopteri, Siluriformes, Ictaluridae. Gene Ontology annotation, biological process: proteolysis. The transcript is spliced from 9 exons. Bases 10 to 1200 code for a protein of 396 amino acids. Gene Ontology annotation, molecular function: aspartic-type endopeptidase activity. Gene Ontology annotation, cellular component: lysosome.
AAAAAAAAAAUGAAGCUCGCCUGUUUGCUGCUCCUGGUUCUUGCUGCAUGGACGGCCGACGCGGUUGUUAGGAUCCCCCUAACGAAGUUUCGCUCCAUAAGGCGCUCAAUGUCCGAUUCAGGCCGAUCUGUGGAGGAACUCUUGGCCAACUCUCGGCACAUGAAAUACAACCUGGGUUUCCCACCCAAAUCCGGCCCAACCCCUGAAACACUAAAGAAUUACCUGGAUGCCCAAUACUAUGGUGAGAUAGGUCUUGGCAGUCCAGUCCAGACCUUCACUGUGGUGUUUGACACGGGCUCCUCCAACUUGUGGGUGCCGUCUGUCCACUGCUCCCUUACUGACAUUGCAUGCUUGCUUCAUCACAAGUAUAAUGGAGCCAAAUCCAGCACAUAUGUGAAGAACGGUACUGCUUUUGCUAUCCAGUAUGGCAGCGGGAGUCUUUCUGGCUAUCUCAGCCAGGAUGUCUGCACAAUUGGAGACAUUGCUGUAGAGAAGCAGAUAUUUGGCGAGGCCAUCAAACAGCCUGGAGUUGCCUUCAUUGCUGCAAAGUUUGACGGCAUCCUGGGCAUGGCUUACCCUCGCAUUGCAGUAGACGGUGUUCCUCCAGUCUUUGACAUGAUGAUGAGCCAGAAGAAAGUGGAGAAGAAUGUCUUCUCUUUCUAUCUGAAUAGGAACCCAGAUACGCAGCCUGGUGGUGAACUACUCCUGGGAGGCACAGACCCAAAGUUCUACACUGGAGACUUUCACUAUGUAAACAUCACCCGACAGGCUUACUGGCAGAUUCACAUGGAUGGCAUGACCAUUGGCAGUCAGCUGACCCUUUGUAAGGGAGGCUGUGAAGCCAUUGUGGACACUGGCACGUCUCUGAUCACUGGACCUGCUGCGGAGGUCAAGGCUCUCCAAAAGGCUAUUGGAGCCAUUCCCCUGAUUCAGGGAGAGUACAUGGUUGACUGCAAGAAGGUGCCUUCCCUUCCCACUAUCUCCUUCAAUUUGGGUGGGCAGACCUACACGCUGACUGGAGAACAGUACAUUCUCAAGGAAAGCCAGGCUGGUAGAGAAAUCUGUCUGAGUGGAUUCAUGGCUCUGGAUAUCCCUCCUCCUGCUGGGCCGCUGUGGAUUCUGGGAGAUGUGUUUAUUGGGCAGUACUACACUAUGUUUGACCGUGAGAACAACAGAGUGGGCUUUGCUAAGGCAGUUUAGGUCCAUCUUACCGUAGGCUUGUCUUUUUGAGCAAAGGGUAGGAAAGGAGUAAGAAUGGGAGUGGAUACAGGAGAACUCCCCACUAGAAUCAUAUCAGCUGCUAUUAUAAUCACUAAGCAGUUAUGAUAGCAUUGUGUUUGCACCGUACUUUAGCUCCUCAAUUCUCCGUUUCAAUGAGCUUGAAGCUGAACAAAUCAGGGAAAGGCCAAGAAGUACUACACACACUUGCAAAGUAAUGACUUAUGGUGUUUAAUUGGCAGUAGACAGGAAAGGAUGUAUAUGAUUUUAAUGGAUUAACAUGUUUUAUGUUAUUGAUUUUAUGAAGCUAUUGUGGGUGUGUUUUUUUCCUUUUCUUUUUUCUUUCUUGGUCUUCACUGAAAAUACCUCGAGUAAAAUUGGAUAAAGUACAAUAAACCUUUUUAGAAC